AUGGCGACGAGGGCAUGGGUCGCCGCGGCCGCUGCCUUGAAGCCUCAACUCCUGGCUCCCCGCUCCUGCUCGCCCACGCAGUCGGUCUCCCCAGCGCAGCGCUCGGCGUCGAUGGGGCUCCGGCUGCGCAGCCGCCGGCCGUGCCCGGGGAAGUUCGUGUGCCGCCGCGCCAAGAACGCAGGGUACGAGGACUACAAAUUCCCGGACCCCAUCCCGGAGUUCGCCGAGCAGGAGACGAGCAAGUUCAGAGAGCACAUGGCGUGGCGGCUGGAGCAGAAGAAAGAGGACUACUUCGGGGACCAUGUCGAGGAGAUCGUUGACAUCUGCACCGAGGCAUGUAUCCAAUUCCUGAAUUCCAUGUGCAUAUAG
Messenger RNA from Miscanthus lutarioriparius, 369 nucleotides. Lineage: Eukaryota; Viridiplantae; Streptophyta; Magnoliopsida; Poales; Poaceae. The record is from the annotation of a GenBank genome assembly.